GUUUUCCAUAUCAAUAUAGCACAAUGACUCCAAAAUUCACAAGAGAAAAAGAAAACCCCUUGCAAAAACAAAGGCUUCACUCCAUCACCAGUACCCCAUCAGUUUUAGAGCAUGUGAGCAGAAAAACCAAAAACUUACCAUUUCUUUAGCUCAAGCUCUAGGUUUAGUUCACUCAUCAGUGCAUUCUCAAUGGCUAAACCUAAACAUUCAAGAAAACCCACGAAGGACAUUAACCAAAACCAGCACAAGAAAACAGAAAAACCACCUUCAUGGAUAGUUGUAAGAGGCCUUUUUCCCUGCAAGGACCUGCAGACACACCAGCAGCAGCAACAAAAGCAACAGCAGCAGCAGCAGCAGCUAAAGCAAGAACAGCAACAGCAACAAAAGCAAGAACAUCAGCAGCACAAGAAGGAGAAGAAACAUCAUCAAAAUCGAGAACAAGCCUCGGAGGAAUCCAGCAAGAAAUGCAAGAAAAUUAAGUGUUCAGGUUCACUCUGCAGCAACACAAAGGUCAUGCAUAGGCCUGAAACAGCUUCCCCUGAACUCCAAAGGAAGAGGGCUUCAAUGGCCUUAACUAGUAGUAGCAAUGGUGCCUCAAGCAGAUCCAUGAAGGCUCCUUUAAGUGAAAUUAGUAAUGGGGUUCUUUCCUCUACUAAUUCUUCAUUGUCUGCAUCUUCUAAUUCUUCCUCCAUGAGCAAUGCUGGUUCUUUUAGAGGAAUGCCUUUCAGGAGAUUCUCUGGAUGCUAUGAGUGUAGAAUGGUGGUAGAUCCUGUUCUUGGAUUUACUAGAGACCCUUCUUUGAGAAGUAGCAUUUGUUCUUGCCCUGACUGUGGUGAGAUCUUUGUGAAAGCUGAAAAUCUAGAGCUUCAUCAGGCUGUUAGACAUGCAGUAUCUGAACUAGGUCCAGAAGACACAAGCAAGAACAUAGUGGAAAUCAUAUUCCAAUCAAGCUGGCUAAAGAAACAAGCCCCUGUUUGCCAAAUUGACAGAAUCCUCAAAGUCCAUAACACACAAAGAACCAUCUCCAAAUUUGAAGAGUACAGGGACUCCAUCAAAGCCAAAGCCACCAAGCUCCCAAAAAAAUACCCACGUUGCAUAGCAGAUGGCAAUGAACUGCUCAGGUUUUACUGCACUAGCUUUACCUGCUCUUUAGGCCUAAACGGCUCAAACAAUUUAUGCAAUUCAAUUCCCCAUUGUAACGUAUGUAGCAUUAUCAAGAGUGGGUUUAAAGAGUCCUCUACAGGGGUUGUUAAUGGAAAUGGGAUUCUGACCACAGCAACAAGUGGUAAAGCACAUGACGAAGCUGCAAUAUCAGAGGACAAGAGUGAUGGCAAUAGUGAAAGGAGGGCAAUGCUGGUAUGCAGGGUUAUAGCAGGCAGAGUUAAGAAGAGUAUGGAGGGUAACAUGGAGGAGUAUGACUCUGUAGCUGGUGCUGUAGGAGUUUACUCUAAUUUAGAUGAGCUGUAUGUGUUCAAUCCUAAGGCCAUUUUACCUUGCUUUGUUGUGAUCUAUAGUGGGUUUUAGUAGAUUCUAAAACUUACUAAUUUGUACUUUUGUUACUUUGCUUUGUCCAGUAAAAUCUUGAUAUUGUCUAUAA
Molecule: messenger RNA, 1597 nt
Organism: Ricinus communis (castor bean)
Lineage: Eukaryota; Viridiplantae; Streptophyta; Magnoliopsida; Malpighiales; Euphorbiaceae
Product: probable basic-leucine zipper transcription factor R
Exons: 2
Coding region: 190-1524 (444 amino acids)
Source: RefSeq, a predicted model, not a curated record